This is a messenger RNA of Pollicipes pollicipes, 2874 nucleotides long. RefSeq names its product leucine carboxyl methyltransferase 1. The record is from RefSeq and is a predicted model, not a curated record. Gene Ontology annotation, molecular function: protein C-terminal leucine carboxyl O-methyltransferase activity. Lineage: Eukaryota; Metazoa; Arthropoda; Thecostraca; Pollicipedomorpha; Pollicipedidae. Gene Ontology annotation, biological process: C-terminal protein methylation. Bases 214 to 1152 code for a protein of 312 amino acids. The transcript is spliced from 5 exons. Gene Ontology annotation, cellular component: cytosol.
GUCGGCAAGCCGGGGUGACGCUUAUCGAGGGCCUAUGAUAACCAAGGCCCUAGAACAAAUAUGAUAACGUUCUUAUAUGACUUCAAGGCCCUGUAACCAGAAACGACUCUGGGGUAUUCAGACAGCCUUGUACGACAGACGGGGGAUUGUGCGCGGUCGCCCCUCAGUGAGCUCUUGCACGUCUUCACCCUGGCCCUCCAGCCUGAGAGCAGCAUGGGACAGGAGGGCGUCAUCAUGACCAACGACGACGCCAGCGCCUGCAAGCGCAGUGCCGUCGCGCAGGGCUACUGGGACGACCCGUUCAUCCCCUACUUCGUGAGGAGCUUCGAGCGGAAGGCGCCUGAGAUACACCGCGGCUACUACGCGCGCACACAGGCCGUGCAGCGCCUGACGGAGGCGUUCCUGGCGCGCUGUGGCGAUCAGUCACAGGUGCUAUCGCUGGGCGCUGGCUUCGACACGCUCUACUGGCGGCUGAAGAGCGCCGGCGUCCGCUUCAGCAACUACGUGGAGCUCGACUUCCCGAUGGUGACGACCCGCAAACUGAUGUACAUACAGCGCCAGAAGGGUCUGUUGUCGGCCUUCCAGAGCGAGGAUGGCGAGGUGCGCAUCAGCCGGAGCGGCCUGCACGCGGACGACUACCACCUGAUGCCGGUGGACCUGGCGCGGUUGGCCGACGUGCGGGACGUACUGUCGCAAUGCGCGCUGCGGCCCGACCGGCCGACCGUCGUGCUUGCCGAGUGCGUGCUGGUCUACCUGGAGCCGACAGCCGCCCGCCAGCUGCUCGCCCACCUGGCCGCCACACUCGCCACAGCGCUGUUCGUCAACUACGAGAUGGUGGGCGUCGACGAUCGGUUCGGCCAGAUCCUGGUGAAAAACGUGCGUGGACGGGGCUGCGACCUGGCCGGCAUCGACGCCUGCAACUCGGACGACACCCAGAUCCAGAGAUUCACCGACACGGGCUGGGACGGCGCACGUGUCUGGCGCAUGGACGACGUGCUCCGGCUGCUGCCGGCCGCCGACGUGGCCCGCAUGGAGCGACUCGAGCUGCUGGACGAGCUGGACGUGCUACUGCAGCUGCUGCAGCACUACGGCAUCGUGGUGGCUUGGCGCGACGCGGCUGACCACGACCUCGGUCAACUCGACUUCACUUGAGACCGGCUGUUUGUUCACAAUUGUUUAUCUGGGAUAGCUGCUUUUGCCAUGGCAGGUAGUGGCCUCAAGACAGGUCAGACACCUUGGGUUUGCGGGUAUUUGUGAGUAAACUGGCUUCCUGUGACGUCACGUCACCUGAGGAAAUACUUCGCCGGCAAACCAAAACUGGCCUUUGGACGCCUCCAGCCGCCCUUGGUGAGUAGCGCCACCAAGAGCGUUGCCGCGGAGGUCGUUAGAGACCACGGGUGGUAGCACUAUUGGCUAGUGCAGCUGGCGGCUGGAAUGUGACGUCAGAGGUGGACUGUCAUUGGCGGCUGGUGCUGUGUGGCCUGACUGCCGCUGUGAAGUGUCGGAAUGUUGGGAUCGCGCGUGCUGCGCCCGGCCUGUUGUGAUAUUUCUUCGUUACGGUUGUGUCUACUUAAUUGCCGUCGUCUCCGGUAUCAGAUCAAUGCAGCAGCCUUCCAUCAAAAUACUGAGGUGUCCAUAACGACCAAGUGUAAAGUCGUCCCGGCGUCUGUGUUGCCGUGCUGGCGCGGGAGGCGCUUCAGCGUGCUGGCCACGCCGUGGGUCGCGCACCUCCGCCGACGCGGGCAGUGGGCUCCAGGGGCGACCGCCAGUAUCCCAACGAGCGCAGGGGAAGUCGCCGGCUGACGUGGAGACUGGACCGCAGAGGACGGGGAGGGGAUGGUGAGCCGCCGACUGGUGUGGAGACAGGACGAACUGAGGGUCGCGACGUGUGCAGCGUCCCGUGGAAGACACCUGGAGUCACGAGGCCGAACAAGGAACCCACGCGGACGGUCGGCGCCCUCGCGCUGUCUCGUCCUCUUCGCGAGGGUCUUCCCAGCCAGCAAUUCUGAUCGGGACCCAAGCGGGCUGAGCUUAUGCUGUGUCAAAGCUGGGUUUUGGGCACAGCCCAGGGAAAGCUUGGAUUUUGACUGGCCUUUGGAUGAGAAACGUAAAUCAAAACCGGAUCCAAGUCCGAGCGGCGCCCGCCCAGGAGAAUCCGCUCAAAACCCGCACAUGUGAGAGGCAACUCGGCCGGUUGUCCGUGCCACAAUAGCCAUGUAUAUGUCAGGUCACCAUAGCAGGGACGUGGCCAAGGGGGUGCCAGGGGCCAUGGCCACUUGCUGAGACGAGUUCUGAAGAGCUUCCUGAAGAGGUUUGCACUGGAUAUUGAGCAGUUCCAUACGUGGGCAGUUGGGUCUGAACAAAUUCGGUGUUUGGCUCGCCUGAAAGAGAUUCUGGCCACGUGCCUGCACCAUGGCAAUACCCACGGGGAUCGCCGGCGCCGGAUCUUAAAACCAAAUUGAGGAAACGGCCGUCAUUGGCUUCCCUGGUGAUCCCUGCCUUAUCUUCCUAUCUUCUAUCAGUAUCUUAUCAAUUUACUUGCUUACACCGCUGUCACGCUAUUUUCUAUUCUGUAAAACCGCUCGAGAGGUAAGGGAAGACCAGAUCUCAACCCAAUGGCCGCUACCGUCAUUAGGUUGGGUUAUGGCCAUUCGUAUACCACUACAGUCAAUACAAUACAAAAGAUUCCGUUGUUUUGUCGAAUGGCACCUGCGCGUUACAAAUUUACGUAUUCACUGGCGUAUGUAUAACACAGCGACCAACCAUUAUUUGCUUGACGCAUGCCUCGUGUUACAAAUGCGAGCAACCUUGCUGAUCCGUUUUAUAGAAAACAUUACUAUUAUACCUAUGUUUUAGAGAGCGUCCCGCCGCUCG